ACUAAUACAAAAAAAAUAAAAAAUAUUAACACCCCUGGUACAGUUUUAAAUUCCUCGCAUUUAAAAAGGGAACUAAGGUUGCAUCACGUAUAAAAGAGAGCUCUGCGAGGAACGGCAACAUGUUCACUUGGGUAAAUAAGGAACAGGGUGGAAGGAACAAGGAGGGAGACAUGUUUCAAACAGUGAUUGAAGGACUUCAGAAUCUUUAUACUAAAAAACUUCUGCCUUUGGAGGAGACCUACCUCUUCCAUGACUUCCACUCACCGGCGCUGGAGGAGGCGGACUUCCAGAGCAAGCCUAUGGUCCUUCUGGUCGGACAGUACUCCACAGGGAAGACCACUUUCAUCAGGUAUCUUCUGGAGCAAGAUUUUCCAGGAAUGCGAAUUGGCCCUGAACCAACCACGGAUGGAUUCAUAGCUGUGAUGUACAAUGAGAACGAGGGGAUUGUUCCUGGAAAUGCCUUGGUUGUGGACCCCAAGAAACCCUUCCGCAAGCUCAAUGCAUUUGGAAAUGCCUUCUUAAAUAGGUUCAUCUGCUCACAAAUGCCCAACCAAGUUCUGCAGAGCAUUAGCAUUAUUGACACUCCGGGGAUCUUGUCUGGCGAGAAGCAACGCAUAAGCAGAGGCUAUGAUUUCUCAGAGGUUCUGCGCUGGUUUGGAGAGCGAGUGGACCGUAUCAUUCUCCUCUUUGACGCCCAUAAGCUAGACAUAUCUGAUGAGUUUUCUGAAGCGAUCAAAGCUUUCCGUGGGCAGGAUGACAAAAUCCGUGUGGUGCUGAACAAGGCUGACCAGGUGGACACUCAGCAGAUGAUGCGAGUUUAUGGUGCGCUGAUGUGGUCGCUGGGGAAGGUGAUCAAUACUCCAGAGGUGGUGAGGGUCUAUCUCGGCUCUUUUUGGGCCAAACCUCUCCAAAAUGCAGAAAACCGGCGUCUGUUUGAAGCUGAAACACAAGAUCUCUUCAGAGACAUCCAGAGUUUGCCUCGCAACGCUGCCCUGCGUAAGCUGAAUGACCUCGUCAAAAGAGCUCGGCUUGCUAAGGUGCAUGCUUACAUCAUCAGCUACUUGAAGAAGGAAAUGCCUUCCCUGUUUGGAAAAGAGAAGAAAAAGGAAGAGCUGAUUGCCCACCUGCCUGAGAUCUAUCAGAUUCUGGAGAGAGAGUACCACAUCUCACCUGGAGAUUUCCCUAAAGUCACUAAAAUGCAGGAGCAACUGCAACACUACGACUUCAGCAAGUUCCCAUCUUUUAAGGUGAAGUUGAUUGAAUCUGUGGACAAAAUGUUGUCCACCAAGAUCUCAAGUCUGAUGAACAUGAUCCGAGAGGAAGAAAGCAAACAGCCUCCUCAGAUGGUAAUGGGUGGAGCAUUCGAGGACUCGUCCGAUGGGCCUUUUAACCACGGUUAUGGAGAGGGUAUCAGUGCAGGGGCCGAUACUGAGGACUGGAUCGUGAGUCGCGACAAACAUCGCUACGAUGAAAUCUUCUACACACUGAUGCCUAUGAAUGGGAAGGUAACUGGCAUCAAUGCCAAGAAGGAGAUGAUGAAUUCUCGUCUGCCCAACACUGUACUGGGAAAGAUCUGGAAGCUGGCAGACUGUGAUAAGGACGGCAUGCUGGAUGAUGAAGAAUUUGCUUUGGCUCAGCAUCUUAUUAAAGUCAAACUAGAGGGAUUUGAGCUUCCUACAGAGCUACCAAAUCACCUAGUGCCUCCAUCGCACAGGAAGAACCCCACUGCAGACAUCUUGUACAACAACCAGGAGGAUUGAUCAUCUUCAUAUCUUCAUAUUUAUCAGCCAGCUGCUAGCACAGAGUGGCCUUUGAAUACCGAAGUCUUGCCGAAGCCCAUGUAAUUGAUUACAUCUAAAUUUUGUCCCUGACCUUGUGUUAUUUCGACACGUGCUUGCAAAAUGUCAAAAUGGAUGGUAGUGCAGUUUUAGAUCAUUAUGCAAUGCUUUCAAUUUUAUAUUACAUUUCAUAAUAAAUAACAAUUUCAGUUAAGUAUGCAUAACAGCAGGCAAAAAAUAUACACACGAUCACAGAAGCAUCCAUUCAUUUCACUCAUUCUGACAGUGUGAAAUUAAUUAAACUAUUAAAUUAAUUUUGAAACACAAUAUAGUCUUUUUUCUAUGAAUGUACACUUUUCAUAUGAACUGCAUCAUAAUGCUGAAAUAGACUAUUUGUGAGCAUUUUUAAUGUGGGCAAAUUGAGAGCAGUUCUGUGCUUCAUGAUGCAAUUAAAAUUAUGUUCAAUACUACUUACAAAAAAUACUACAUACACUUUUCUUACACUGGGUGUUACAUUUUUUUGGAUCGAAUUAUGUGCCAUUGUUUAAAUGUACAAAUUUAUAACAGCAUUAUACUGAA
Cyprinus carpio (common carp) is the source of this 2357-nucleotide messenger RNA. RefSeq names its product EH domain-containing protein 4 (gene ehd4). NCBI's taxonomy places the organism in Eukaryota, Metazoa, Chordata, Actinopteri, Cypriniformes, Cyprinidae. Gene Ontology annotation, biological process: endosomal transport; endocytosis. Gene Ontology annotation, cellular component: cytoplasm; plasma membrane. The record is from RefSeq and is a predicted model, not a curated record. Gene Ontology annotation, molecular function: protein binding; GTP binding; calcium ion binding.